UGUAUCUGUGCGUGUCUGGGGCGGCGGAGUGUGUUUAUGCCACAGAAAUCAACGAGCAGUCGUUCGGAAGGAGGCAAGUUCAGCGGGCUGGUGGCAUUAGUAGUACGUUAAAGCGUAUUUAACGAACGUGUCAAAUCCAGAUUUUCCCUCUGUGGACGGUCAAAUGAAGAACGUCGUUACGCUUCUACACACAAAAAAAUGAUCCAGUUAACUUGAUGAAAAGGUGCUAUCAAGACUUCAAAAGACAGAAAACACCUCUACAAUCCGGCGAGAAGACUUACAGAAACUACGCAAUUUUUCCUGACAAUUUUCACUUUGUUAAUAUUCUUUCCGGACUGAAACGGGUGAAAAACAAUGCUCUCCUUUGCUUGGAAAAUACCAUCAAUGAUUCGCGUCUGUAGUCCCAGCAGCCCCACCUAGUGUUGGAAUAUUGCAACUGCAUUCUUUUUGAGAUUUGUGUGAAAAAUUGAUCAAUCUGCCAGCAUCUUGUUCCUUUAUUAUGAGUGAUGAUAAUUCCGACUCGGCCCCUGGCAGUGACAUGAGGGGUGGUAUGGGCGGGGCCGAGGAGUUGUCCGGGCAACAGGCUCUUUGCUCAGAGCUGAUUGGAGGACCCUCUCUGGAGGCCAAGUCCGCGGGGGCGUCUCCAGGGGCGACGGGGGCCCUCCGCUCCCCCAGGGACAGGCGGGCGCCCAACUCGGACGACACGGACGGCCUGUCGAGCGGCAACGACUCCGGGGAGAGGGAGAGCGAGGGCGGGGGGCGGCGGCAGUCCACGCGAAGCUCCUCCCACAGCUCGUCCAGCCACAACGGCAAGGACUCGGCCAUGAUCCUGGAGACCACUGAGAGCAACAAGAGCUCAAACUCGCAGAGCCCGUCCCCCCCCAGCAGCUCGGUGGCGUACAGCCUGCUGAGCGCCAGCUCGGAGCAGGACCACCCGUCCACCAGCGGGUGCAGCAGCGAGCAGUCGGCCCGGCUGCAGACGCAGAAGGAGCUCAGCCGCGCCCUGAAGGAGCUGAAGAUCCGCGUGCCCCUGGAGCGCUGGGGCAAGGGCUGCUCCAGCACGCUGGCCGCCCUCAAAUACGCGCUCAACUGCGUCAAGCAAGUGCGAGCAAACCAGGAGUACUAUCACCAGUGGAAUGUGGAGGACAGCCACGGAUGCAGUCUGGACCUCUCCACCUUCACCUUCGAGGAACUGGACAACAUCACCUCAGAGUACACCCUCAAAAACACUGACACCUUCUCCAUGGCGGUGUCCUUCCUGUCAGGGAAGGUGGUGUACAUCUCGCCGCACGGCUCCUCCCUGCUGCGCGGUAAGCUGGAGCUCCUCCAGGGGGCGCUGUUCUCCGAGCUGCUGGCCCCGCAGGACGUCAGCACCUUCUACAGCGGAACCGCGCCCUGUCGGCUGCCCCACUGGCCCACCUGCAUGGACUCAGCUGCGUCCCCCAUGGACUGCGCCGAGGAGAAGUCCAUGUUCUGCCGGAUCAGCGGAGGGGGGCGGGAGUUCGAGGGGGGGGCGCGCUACCACCCGUUCCGCCUGACGCCGUACCAGCUGACGCUGCGCGACUCGGACGCCUGCGACCCCCAGCCCUGCUGCCUGCUCAUCGCCGAGAGGGUGCACUCCGGAUACGAGGCUCCCCGUAUUCCUCCUGAUAAGAGGGUCUUCACCACCAGCCACACUCCGAGCUGUCUGUUCCAGGAGGUGGACGAGAGGGCGGUGCCGUUGUUGGGGUACCUUCCCCAGGAUCUUGUGGGGGCGCCUGUGCUGCUGUACCUGCACCCCGACGACAGGCCUGUCAUGGUGGCCAUCCACAAGAAGAUCCUCCAGUUCGCCGGGCAGCCCUUUGACCACUCCCCCUUGCGUCUGUGCGCGCGGAGCGGGGAGUACCUCACCAUCGACACCAGCUGGUCCUCCUUCGUCAACCCCUGGAGCCGCAAGGUGGCCUUCAUCGUGGGCCGGCACAAAGUCCGAACGAGCCCGCUGAACGAGGACGUGUUCACCCCCCCCCGGGGGGGGGAGGAGGGCCGGGCCGUGGUGCCGGAGGUCCAGCAGCUGAGCGAGCAGAUCCACCGGCUCCUGCUGCAGCCCAGCCACUGCGCCACCGGGGGCGCUCACGAGUACCCCGGCAACGGCUCGUCCAGCGACAGCGCCGUGGCCGUCGAGGACCCCGCCCGCCCGCACAGACCCAUGACCUUCCAGCAGAUGUGUAAGGACGUGCACGUGGUGAAGUCCAACGGGCAGCAGGUCUUCAUCGACUCCCGCAGCCGCCCCCCCCAUCGUAAACACCCCAGCGCUGGAGCAGAGGGAACCCUGAAAGUCGCAGACACGUCCAAACCAACGGGGGACGUGACCAAACAGGCGCCGGCUCCCCAAAACCCUGUCACCCCCCCUGCGCCGCCCGUUAGGAAGGAGAGCACCACCCCCUACUCGUACCAACAGAUCAACUGCCUGGACAGCAUCAUACGUUACCUGGAGAGCUGCAACGUACCCAACACGGUUAAGAGGAAGUGUGCGUCCUCCUCAGGGGCGGCGUCCUCCACUUCUGAUGAUGACAAGCAGAAGGAGUCAGGAACCCCAAAAGGUGCAGCAGUAGCUCUGGGCGCUGACCCCGCCCCCCUGCCCCCCCUGGCUCUGCACCCGAAGGCGGAGAGCGUGAUGUCCGUCACGUCCCAGUGCAGCUUCAGCAGCACCAUCGUACACGUCGGGGACAAGAAGCCCCCCGAGUCAGACAUCGUGAUGGAGGACGCCCCGCCCACCCCCACCCCCACGCCCGCCCUCCCCUCCAACCUCGCCCCGCCCACGGCGGCCCCUCCCCCUUCGGCCCCCCCGGCCCCCGCGGCCCCCGCGGCCCCGGAGCGAGAGGGGAGGAGGGGGUGCGCGGGGUGCGUGGGGCUGACCAAGGAGGUGCUGCUGGCUCACACGCAGCAGGAGGAGGUGGCCUUCCUGGGCCGCUUCCAGGACCUGAGCCGCCUCCGCGUGCUGGACCCCGCCCCCGGCCCCGCCCCCUACGCCGGCAACGCCGCACAGCGCGGCCACACCGCCGCAGCCUUCAACAGAGGAGUGCGAAGCUCCCGGGACUACCCCACCGUGGGCAGUAGUGGGCGCCGAAGAGGCAGAGGAGGCAAGAGACUGAAGCACCAGGAGACCUCCGAUCAGGGCAGCUCCUUGGGGGCUGGGGCCGCGUUUCUGGGACCCCUGGGGGGUACGGCAGGCAGGGCGGAGGGACCUCUGGCCGCCUCUGUCCCACCACACCCCCAGAUGUCCAUGGGGCCACAGACUUCCUCCUCCUCUUGGCCCAACUCCGUGGGGUCCCAGGCCAGCCUCCCCUCUGUCCCGUACCACCCCGGCGUCCUGCCCCUCUACCCCCUCUACCCCCCUCUGGCCCCGCCCAUGCCCCAUCCCGCUGUGGACGUCCCGAAUCCAGACCCCUCCCUGCGCUACCCGCUGCCCUCCGCCCACCUGGCUCCGCCCCUGGGGCCCCCCAUGGUGGCGUUCGUUCUGCCGAAUUACAUUUUCCCCCAACCCAGUCCUCCGGUCCCGCAACCCAACACUCCGAUUCCUCAACCCAACCUUCAGAUUUCGCAACCCAACCCCCAGAUUCCCCAACCCAGCUUCCCCGUUUCUUCUGUCCCUCAGAAUUUUUACAACCCCGACCACAUGUUCCCCUUCCCCCGUCCUGCGGCGGUGGCCCCCGCCCCUCUGCUGCCCCCCGGCACGCCCAGCGCCACCCCUCGCGCCCCGUCCCGCUCCAGCACCCCCCAGUCCUGCGGCCAGGCGCCCCCGGAAAGGGACGGGACGGCGUCUCCCCUCUUCCAGUCCCGAUGCUCCUCCCCCCUCAACCUGCUGCAGCUGGAGGAGUCGCCUAGCAACCGGCUGGAGGUUGCGUCAGCCCUGGUUGCCACCCAACAGGCCACGCCUCCUCUGAACGGGGCCGCGCAGGAUUGGACGGCUGAACGGGGAGGCGUCGCCGGAGGGAAGGCCUCGGCGAACCGGAGCGACGCAGUCGGCGACGGGAAAGAAAACGAGCCUACGGAAGCCAAUGAGUCGUCCAACCAGGACGCCAUGUCCACCUCCAGCGACCUUCUGGACCUGCUGCUCCAGGAGGACUCCCGCUCAGGCACCGGCUCGGCCGCCUCAGCCUCGGGGUCCUCAGGGUCCGGCUCCAAUGGCUGCAGCAUGACGGAGAGCGGCACCAGAAGCAGCCAGAGCAGCCACACCAGCAAGUACUUCGGCAGCAUCGACUCCUCCGAGAACGACCACUCCCGGAAGCAGGCAGCAGGGGGCGCCGGCGAGGAGCAGUUCAUCAAGUGCGUGCUGCAGGACCCCAUCUGGCUGCUGAUGGCCAACGCCGACGAGAAAGUGAUGAUGACCUACCAGCUGCCCGUCAGGGACCGGGAGCAGGUCCUGUGGGAGGACCGCAGGGCUCUCAGGUCCAUGCAGAAGCAGCAGCCGCGCUUCACUGAGCAGCAGAAGAGGGAGCUGAGCCAGGUGCACCCCUGGAUCCGCACGGGACGCCUGCCCCCGGCCAUCGACAUACAGGUGUGCGUGGGGUGCGGGUCAGCGCCCAGCGUUCCGGAGGCCACGCCUUUCGACGUGCACAUCCACGACAUGGAGCUGGGCGGAGCUAUAGAGCCGCCCCUUCCGGAGAGCGCGCGGGGGAAGGCCCUCGACGGCUCCGCCCCCGCCCCCACUUCGGCCCCCGCCCCGCCCGAAUCCGCCAUGGAAGAGGAGGAGGAGGGAGGCGGAGCCCCGCCCGAAACCAGCGACCAGGAAAUGAGGGCAGAGGAACAGGAAGUGACCUCACGGUCGGAUCUGGCGAGCGGAUUGGCCGUCUGACGCGGGACCCGGUGAUGCGUGACGCUAAUAAUCCCUCGCGUGGCGCACCAGUGCGCCAGGUCGGGGGGCGGAGUUCAGUUUAAAUUUGGGGGGGGGGGGGGAGUCACCCCCCUACAGGUCCCGUCAGCUGCCGCUCCAGUCAGGGCGUGGCCAGCGGGAGCCGGUCCUGGUUUUCUGGGCCGCCGGUCGGACUGCAGUCGAGCGUACGGCAGCUCAUUAGCGCACGGCUCGCUGCGUUACGUGCGCUUUGCCCGGUCAGUGCCUCAGGGCCAGGGUCAGUGUGUCAGUUACCGUCGGUUCGCACAGUCAGUGUGUCGGUGCCCGUCUGUGAGCUUCGAGAGGAAAAUCUCCUUGGAGAUGCCUUUCGGGGUACAGUUGUUUUUUUUUAGGGGAGGAAAAGAACUAUAGUGUAAAUAACUGAGUAAAAAUAUUAACACGUCGGUAACUGGCAGAAAAUAAAGCCAAGGUCAAGGCGAGAGAAUGUGACUUCUGAUUGGCUGAAGAUACAGGAAGUAGGGAGGACAGGGGAGGAGUUUGUGGUCACAAGCCACCUGAUUGUGGCGGUGAGUUCCUGCCCGGCCUUAAUACCGUCAGGCUCAUGCAAAGCACCUUCAUUUCCAGACCGCAGCGAUGAGAUGACCGCUGUUCUCAGCCGUACUGGAAGCAGACGCGUAGUGAAGUGUGAACGUGGUUUACUGAGCUGAAAGAGGUCGUUUUGAGUGACGGCUCAGUUUGGUUGUGCAGCGGCACUAUGGCAUAUUCCUGUCAGAACGCGUCGUCUGAAAGACUGUAUAAAUCUGCUUUGCUUUUGUGAUAUUUUUGUUUAUUUAAUGCAAAGUAUAAAUAAUGUGACAGAAACGUCAGGCCUUCGUCCGCGACGCUGAUUUGUACAUUUGAAUGUUUCUGAAGAUUUUGCUUUGUUUUUCGGUGUUCAUCCACAAAGACAGAAGCGUGUUUAUUUUUUUUAACACAGUGUGUUUAUUUUUGUACUUCAUUGUAAAUGAUGUAUUUCUAACUAUUUGUGCAAGUAUGUGUGAGUGUGUAUAUAUAUGUAUAUGUGUGUAUUAAAUCAAAUUAUCCAAGCAUGGAUUGUGACUGAUGUCAGUUUGAGUUUGAAUUCCCUCUUGCAUUCGCGGAAUGGAAAUUGUGUCCCCAUGGUAACGGAACCUUUGGCUCUGUUAGUGCUAUGGGGUGCAUCCGCAGUGGCUUCCACCGAAACGGUGUUUUCCAGGCAUCGGACUGCUUGGGUCCACAUUUUCGAUUCGGUUGUUGGACACGGUUGCGCUGCCAUUGGCUGAACGACCAGGAACUGAACGACCUUGUCAGAAGUCUGUCGCCGCUAUUGGUCGAGAGCAGCGCUGUCAAGCACUGUCAGUGGUGAGGGGCAAACCUUUUGACUUCAGUCUUACGUCGGAAUGCUCAGCGCUUGGGAAUUCUUAUUGGUGGGCUUGUUUCCAUGGGACCCAGGACAAGGUUCAGCAUCAUGUGGACAAUAUAUGGACAAGUGGAAUGAGUCAAUCUCUCUCUCGCUCCCUCUCUGUACAAAUCACUUUGUUUUGGUUAUGUGCUAUUGCAUCACUGGUCUUCAGUGUGUUGGUAUUAUAUUUGUGAAAAUACUUUUUGUUAAUAAAAUAAUGAAAUGGUGAUUAAACAUUGGUUUUUAUGUAA
Molecule: messenger RNA, 6502 nt
Organism: Anguilla anguilla (European eel)
Lineage: Eukaryota; Metazoa; Chordata; Actinopteri; Anguilliformes; Anguillidae
Gene: per1b
Product: period circadian clock 1b
Exons: 20
Coding region: 500-4834 (1444 amino acids)
Biological process (GO): circadian regulation of gene expression; entrainment of circadian clock by photoperiod; negative regulation of transcription by RNA polymerase II
Cellular component (GO): nucleus; cytoplasm
Molecular function (GO): transcription cis-regulatory region binding; transcription corepressor binding
Source: RefSeq, a predicted model, not a curated record